UCGCUACUACGCGCAGAUAUUGUACAGCGCUCGAGCGAAGUAGACACACACGCGGCUCUCGCAAAGAACAAAAACAAACGGACAGUGCCUUCGUGAACUGGACAACGCAUCGUAGUGCAAAAACUGUGCGUACGAAACAACACUCACGCAAAAUCAAGGAACUUUUUCAUCGGUGAAAAGAACUCACUCAAUCUACCACCACUCCCGGUGUGUGCAGUGCGCAGUGUGCAACGUGUUACGGCUCCACACAGUGUAGCGAUGGGAUUGCUUCGACGGAAUAGCCUCAACAUUGGCAAAUGGUUUCCGGCCGGUGCGCAGCAGACAACCGCUGUGGCGCCGGCGACCGGAACCGCUCCAACGCGGGGCAGUUUCGGCAGCUCGGUCGCCAUACAGAAGCUGCGCGAAAGCAAGUGGUUCGAUGCCGGGGAGGAGCGCAUCUUUUGCGCCGUGAUCGAGAACGGGUUCAUUGUGGAAGUACGCCGCCAGACGGCACCCGGUGACAGCUGGUUCGGUGUCGUGUCCAUCGAGCAGAAGAAGUCGCCCAAACCAACCGCCGAGUGCGUUAAAAUAUAUUCCGUGCGCAUGAAGGAGAAUGAGAAAAAGCCGAUGAAAGUGUACUGCGUGACUUUGUCUAAUCUGUGGCAGCAAGGCCAUCAGCUGCGGAUCAACAACGUGGCCGAUCGCACAAAGAAAGCACACCCCGAGAAAGACAUUCUCGCACAGAUAAAAUACGCCUCGAAAUGCCAAAUGUCGUUCCACAACAGUCAACAUUUUGCCGAAUUUUGUCGGUACGGUGACCGACCGCAGGACAGCCGGAAGCGACAAGUAAGUGCGUUACUGAAACGGUUCGAGGACGCAUUGCAAGGAGCGCACAACAGCUACUUCUGAGCUAUACGACUCUGCCCUGCCCGGGAGCUCGCGAAAGAUUUCGGACUGCGCCAAAUGGGGUGGAAUCAAUAUGGGGGCAACGCUCAUCUUCAUGGAGAUGCAGAAGAAACAAAAGUCCCUAUCGCAUUAGAGUGCGCACUGUCGGAAUAGUCCUGCGCGUGUGUAUCGUCCUUGCGGUACCAUAAGCAACAUUUGCUCGUUGGAGCACUAGAACUGGUCCUUAGUGGUUAAGCAUUUGCAGCGUAAGCAGAAAACCAUGAAACAUUAUUGUGAUUUAUGUCACUUGGUACGUUUAAGGUACAAUUUAUCGAAGUGUUUUUGUUUUUGAACUUGAGGAACGAAUGUGGUAUUACGCAUCUUAGCCGUAUAGCGAGUAGUGUUUAAUGUGUAGAUUCUUAGGCAUAAGUGAAGCAGCACUGAAACUGAUCACCAUGUUGAUUGUAAAGGGUAUUGUUGCGUUGAAUCAUUUUGUAUCAUUACCAAAGCCCAGCAGUAGUAGGCAUAAGAUGAACGGUUUAUACUUUUGUGAAGAAAUCUAUGUACAUGAAAAUAAAAUAAAUUCUAUAAAUUUAUUGAAAUCAAGCAUCGAA
This is a messenger RNA of Anopheles moucheti, 1478 nucleotides long. RefSeq lists its product as uncharacterized. Lineage: Eukaryota; Metazoa; Arthropoda; Insecta; Diptera; Culicidae. The record is from RefSeq and is a predicted model, not a curated record. The coding region runs from base 259 to 888 and encodes 209 amino acids. The transcript has 4 exons.